This is a messenger RNA of Poecilia latipinna (sailfin molly), 1798 nucleotides long. RefSeq names its product SUV39H1 histone lysine methyltransferase b (gene suv39h1b). Gene Ontology annotation, cellular component: nucleus. The transcript is spliced from 6 exons. The record is from RefSeq and is a predicted model, not a curated record. The coding region runs from base 64 to 1329 and encodes 421 amino acids. Gene Ontology annotation, molecular function: histone H3K9 methyltransferase activity; zinc ion binding; protein binding. NCBI's taxonomy places the organism in Eukaryota, Metazoa, Chordata, Actinopteri, Cyprinodontiformes, Poeciliidae.
GCUCGUCCAAUCAGCAACUGCUAAGAUCCGUGGUGGAGGGCGGUCUUAGCCACUGGCGUUUUAAUGUAUUUUGGCGGUUAUGCGGAAAACAUGGCGCAAAUUUUGAAAGAUUGCUGCGUACCUUGCAAGAUAACUUCGGAUGAGCUAGAGGCGCUUUGCCGUGGGGAGAGGCUGUACUGUCAAGAGCUUAAUGUCAACAGAGCCAAUGUCAAUGACUAUGAAGUGGAGUUUCUCUGUGAUUACAAGAGGACCAGGGAGGGAGAAGAGUUCUACUUUGUUAAGUGGAAAGGCUUCUCAGAAUCUGUCAAUACGUGGGAACCCAAAAGGAACCUCAAAUGUCCAAAACUCAUGAAACUCUUCCACCUGGACCUGGAUCAAAUCCUGAAGCGCCAAAAGGGGCGUGGCCUCCCCAAGAGGUUGGAUAAAGAAACUGUCUCGAUCCUGAUUCAGAAAGCCAAACUCCGUCAGAGUCUGCAUCAGUGGGAAAUCCAUUUAAACAAGACUCGCAAUCACCCGGGCCGCAUUUUUGUCAUAAACGAAGUGGACCUAGACGGCCCUCCAAAACACUUCACCUACAUUAACAACUACAAAGUCGGUCCAGGCAUCGUGAUCAACGAAAUGGCCGUCGGCUGCGAAUGCACGGACUGCGUGAACGAGCCGGUGAAUGGCUGCUGCCCGGGGGCCUCGCUCCAUCGGAUGGCCUACAACGACAGGGGUCAAGUACGGAUCCGGCCGGGACAGCCCAUCUACGAGUGCAACUCCAGAUGCAGCUGCGGUCCCGACUGCGCCAACAGAGUGGUGCAGAAAGGCAUCCAGUUCGACCUGUGCAUCUUUAAGACGGAGAACGGCCGCGGCUGGGGCGUCCGCACGCUGCAGCACAUCAAGAAGAACACAUUUGUCAUGGAGUAUGUUGGAGAGAUCAUUACGACAGACGAAGCAGAGAAGAGGGGCCAUUUCUACGACUGCCAGGGCUCUACGUACCUGUUUGACCUGGACUAUGUGGAAGAUGUUUACACUGUGGAUGCAGCUCACUUAGGAAACAUUUCCCACUUCGUCAAUCACAGCUGUAACCCAAACCUGCAGGUCUUCAAUGUGUUCAUUGACAACAUUGACGAGAGGCUUCCCAGAAUCGCUUUAUUUUCAACACGGGCGAUUCGUGCUGGAGAAGAGCUGACGUUCGACUACAAGAUGCAAAUUGAUCCAGUGGACACAGAAAGUACCAAAAUGGACUCCAGUUUCAGUCUAGCAGGACUCCCUACGUCACCAAAGAAAAGGAUUCGAGUGGAGUGUCGCUGUGGAUCAGAAUCCUGUCGAAAGUAUCUGUUUUGACAGAGGACUGCAAAGGAAGUUGCCUUAAAACAAAGAAAUGACAGCUGGAGUUAAAGUUUUUUUUUUUUUCUAAUAGACCACUGUCUACUUCUGAUAUUUUCACAUGGAAAAGUUUUAAUACAUACAGUGGUGUAGUUGUUUUCCACCAUAAACUCCAGCUUCUGCUGUUAAAUUUUGAUUCUGCUUUAGUCUGCCUGUACAACUGAGUAUUUUAAACCCUGCUUUAAAACGCAGUUUUACAGACUGUCAGCCUUAACAGCAUUUAUAAAUGUUCUUCUGAGAGCAGUGACGGAAACCAAAUGAAACAAAGAUGAAUUUCAUUCCAUCUGUUACGCUGCAGCUGUUUUGAUUUUGGCAUUUAUCAACAGAAUUGCUGAAGGGUAAAUUCACAAGUCGUUGGAAGCUCUUAUAUUUGUGCUUGAAAUGUGUUUGGACUUUAGAUUGACAUUAAAUUUAAGUCAUAACUGAA